Messenger RNA from Triticum dicoccoides, 1649 nucleotides. RefSeq names its product aspartic proteinase nepenthesin-1-like. Gene Ontology annotation, cellular component: extracellular region. Lineage: Eukaryota; Viridiplantae; Streptophyta; Magnoliopsida; Poales; Poaceae. Bases 60 to 1424 code for a protein of 454 amino acids. The record is from RefSeq and is a predicted model, not a curated record. The transcript has a single exon.
AAUUAACAACCUUGUUACCCAGUGCUGAAUUGUGUGAGCGUGUGUGCACGUUGAAGGACAUGUGUGCGCUGCAUGUUCUCUUCCUCGCGGUCUUGCUGGCCAUGUCGGCGACCGGCCACGCGGCGGCCUUGCGCGCCGAUCUCAGGCACGUUGACAGCGGCCGUGGCUUCACCAAGCGCGAGCUGCUCCGCCGGAUGGCCACCCGGUCGCGGGCUCGUGUAGAUAGCCGGUGGUCACCGCCGCCCGGCCGCGGCGCCAACGCCCACGCGGCGGUGACCGCGCCGUUGACCCGCGGCACCGUCGGCAAAGAAGAGUUCAACUCUGAUUAUGUCAUCCACUUUGCCAUCGGCACGCCACAGCCGCAGCCCGUGGCGCUGGCGCUGGACACGGGUAGCGACUUGGUCUGGACUCAGUGCGAUUGCGAUGUCUGCUUCGACCAGCCGUUCCCGGCGCUCAACACCUCCGCCUCCGACACCCUCCGCGGCGUCUCGUGCUACGACCCUCUCUGCGCGCGAGGGAGGCUCAAGCUCUCCGGGUGCGCCGCCGGCGACAACUUGUGCUUGUACGUCUACUCCUACGCCGACAAGUCGAUGACGACGGGGCUGAUUUUCGAGGACACCUUCAGCUUCAAGGCGCCAAACGGCAAGGUCGCCGCGGUGCCCAACCUCCGCUUUGGCUGCGGCAUGUACAACGCCGGCAAGUUUGGACCAACCGAGUCCGGCGUCGCCGGCUUCGCCCGCGGGCCGCUGUCUCUGCCGUCGCUGCUCAAGCUCCCCAGGUUCUCCCACUGCUUCACCACCCUGGUGGAGUCCAGGACCAGCCCCAUGUUCCUGGGCACGCCGGACAACCUGGGAGCGCAGGCCACGGGGCCCAUUCAGUCCACCCCGUUCGUCCGGAGCCCGGCGGGCCCGUUCGGCACGCUGUACUACAUUUCGCUCAAAGGCAUCACCGUGGGCAAGACGCGGCUGCCGUUCGAUGCGUCGGAGUUCGCGGUCAAGGACGGCAUCUCCGGCGGGACGAUCAUCGACUCUGGCUCGAGCAUCACGAGCUUUCCACUGCCCGUGUUCCGAAGCCUCCGGAAGGCGUUCAUGUCGCAGGUGCCGCUGCCCGUCGCCAACGUCUCCGCCACCGACCCAGAUACGAUGCUGUGCUUCCUCACCUCGCCCAAGAAGGAGGCGCCCGCCAUGCCCAAGUUGAUCCUCCAUCUUGACGGCGCGGACUGGGACCUUCCACGGGAGAACUACGUGCUGGAUGUCGAAGACGUCGACGACGGUUCCGGCGGCGGGCCGUGCUUGGUGAUAAAUUCGGCGGACGAGAGCUCCCCGACGAUCAUAGGCAACUUCCAGCAGCAGAACACGCACAUCGUCUACGACCUGGAGAAGAAUAAGCUUGUGUUCGUGCCCGCGCGCUGCGACAAGCUGUGACGAGCGAGCCAUAAGACCAGUACCGACUAAGGAACAUGCAUGCGUGCUCUACGUACCAGUGCUAAAUAAACAUAUGCAUGGGGGGCAAGGCAACUACGUAAGCAGUUUAAUUAAGCCUAGUCUGAUCUCUGAUCUGCCAUGCAUCUUUUCUUGUCGUCUCGUCACAAGUUUUCAUGUUCGUUCUCAUGCAUGCUACGAAAACAAUUCCAUGGUCUCUCUCUCUCA